This is a messenger RNA of Phodopus roborovskii (desert hamster), 1003 nucleotides long. RefSeq names its product igE-binding protein-like. Gene Ontology annotation, molecular function: nucleic acid binding; zinc ion binding. Gene Ontology annotation, biological process: viral process. NCBI's taxonomy places the organism in Eukaryota, Metazoa, Chordata, Mammalia, Rodentia, Cricetidae. The record is from RefSeq and is a predicted model, not a curated record.
ACAUGAGAUAACCCAGAUGUUUCCUGUGUUCGAGGAAGAUGGGAAUCAUACCCAUCACCCUCUUGAGCAUAAACAGGUUAAAGAAUUGGGAGAGUCUGUUCGCACUUAUGGUAUCAGCGCGAACUACACUCUGUUGCAAAUAGAAAGACUGUCCGCAGUGGCCAUGACUCCCUCGGACUGGAUGUUCGUUGUGAAGGCUUGUCUCACUAUGGGACAAUACUUAGAGUGGAAGGCCAUAUGGCAUGAUUUGAGUCAAUCACAUGCCCGCGCUAACGCGGCAGAGGGGCAGCCUGCUUGGACAUUUGAAAUGCUCACUGGACAAGGACAAUGGACAAAUAAUCAGGCAGUGUAUCCUUUAGAGGUCUAUGUUCAGAUUAACUCAUGUGCUGUUAAGGCCUGGAAGGCACUACCUAAUAGAGAGGAAGUAUCAGGGAACCUUACAAAAGUCAUUCAGGGACCAAAUGAACCAUUUUCAGACUUUGUAGCACGUAUGAGAAGGAUUUUUGGAGAUCAAGAACAGGCUAUGCCCUUAAUAGAACAACUAGUUCAUGAACAAUCCACCAAGGAAUGUAGACAAGCCAUAACUCCUUGGAAAAGAAAAGGCUUACAAGCUUGGCUUAAGGCUUGUAGAGAAAUAGGAGGUCCUUUGACCAAUGCAGGGCUGGCGGCCACCAUUUUACAAGGACAAAGAAAGGGCAAUAUGGCAGACAAGAAUAAGAAUUGUUUUCAAUGUGGCAAAAUGGGACAUAUACAAAAGAAUUGUAGGGAAUGCAUGUCAGGACCUAAGAGGAUGCCAGAAAUCUGUCCCCGAUGUAAAAAAAGGCAAACACUGGGCAAAUUAAUGACGGAGAAAAUCCAAUUUGUGUAUCAGAGCGAUUAUCUCAGAGUGACAACCAUCCCCCAAGAAGAUGCUCCUGUGGCUCCUGUGGUUGAUGAUACUCCUUGUGAAUCCUCCACGAAUAUCAGCAGAACCCAGAUUGGGAAUACUGUCCGUGUUUCCUAA